Penaeus indicus is the source of this 342-nucleotide messenger RNA. RefSeq names its product BBSome-interacting protein 1-like (gene BBIP1). The record is from RefSeq and is a predicted model, not a curated record. The transcript has 2 exons. Gene Ontology annotation, cellular component: BBSome. Lineage: Eukaryota; Metazoa; Arthropoda; Malacostraca; Decapoda; Penaeidae. The coding region runs from base 93 to 335 and encodes 80 amino acids. Gene Ontology annotation, biological process: receptor localization to non-motile cilium; cilium assembly.
GCCACCGCUCGCCUGACAUUCCUCGGCCAAGACAGCUGUCAGGCAUAACGCGUUGCAGCCAAGAAAAGCACCUCCUCGUGAAGCCAGCGAGGAUGCCGGAGGGGUCUGAGGCUGGCCAGGUGCUAAAGGAGGUGCUCCCACGGAAGGGCCUGCUCUAUCAGGAAGACUCUUCCCCGCUGGCCUUGUGUCGCCCAAAACUCAUGCCCCUCAAGUCAGUCACGCUGGAGAAGCUGGAGGCUAUGCAAAAGGCAGCACAGGAGAAGGGGCGGCAGCAGCAGGAGGAGCAGCUUGAGCGACAGGCCACUGCCCCUGCCGGUGGCUCCAGGAUCUUUUGAUACUCCU